CGCUUCGAUCGUGCUGCGAAUUCCAUUGAGGCUGGUGCAGAUCGUGUUACUGGUAAUGGUGAUGUUGAUAAUGGUGAUAACGAUGAAGAGACUACCGAGACGAAUACAAUGAUAAUAAUGACUGUGAGGAUGGAGAUUUUGCAGGCGAAGUCAACUCAGCGGAAAGUUGACAGGCGAGACGAGUCAAAAUGUGAAAUGGUACUUUAA
This is a messenger RNA of Protopolystoma xenopodis, 207 nucleotides long. The record is from the annotation of a GenBank genome assembly. NCBI's taxonomy places the organism in Eukaryota, Metazoa, Platyhelminthes, Monogenea, Polystomatidea, Polystomatidae.